Polychytrium aggregatum is the source of this 749-nucleotide messenger RNA. RefSeq lists its product as uncharacterized. The transcript has 2 exons. The coding region runs from base 108 to 716 and encodes 202 amino acids. The record is from RefSeq and is a predicted model, not a curated record. NCBI's taxonomy places the organism in Eukaryota, Fungi, Chytridiomycota, Chytridiomycetes, Polychytriales.
GAGAAGAUCUCGCUGAAACUGAUGGAUCUGAGGACGUCGGCGGUGCUUGGCUCCAUGGCGGCGGUGGUAGAGAUGGCGACAAACGGAUUUCACCCAGUCCUUCUUGUAUGGCGCUGCCAUCAUCGGAGUCGGAACUGGUCGAUCGCCCUCGCCUUGGGCUGACGAUGCUUCAAGGCCGCAAGCACCGCUCCGUGUCAGCCCUCGUCCCUGGUGAAGACACCCGACGCAAGAUCAACUCGAUGAUCCGAGUGGGCGUUCGCAAGGCCCGGGAAGAAGCCCUCGCCCCGGCGGUCAAGCGACUCCUCGAAAGCGGUGGCGACAUCUGGCUGCGCCGAGCCAUGGUGCGGCCGCCGCGCGUCCAAGUCGGUGACCUCUUUGUCUCGCUGGAGGAAGCUCGGACGCUCUUUGCCAUUCACAUCGUCGUGUUUGGUGCCGCUGUCCCGGCCCUCGAGCAAAGCGUCGUCCGAUUCAUGAGCAGCCUCCCGCAUGACAUGAGCCAUGGCAACGAAGAAAAGGUUUUGUCCGGACGUAGACCAGGACAGCGGCCCAGACACCAAAUGGCGACCCCCAGCACACGCCUCGCUGGACCAGCCAAGCGCACGCGCACAGCCCUCGCCCAUCUUCGCCAGCAGGUCCAGUGCAUCGACGGGCAGCUGGAAUUGCUUCAUGCCCAGCGCUCCGACCUCUGUGCUCAGAUCGAGCAGCUCUGCGAGUAGGAACAGAUCAAUACAUCGUUUUUUUCUGCCGUA